Oryctolagus cuniculus (rabbit) is the source of this 8086-nucleotide messenger RNA. It is a transcript of the gene CENPP, whose product is annotated as centromere protein P. Gene Ontology annotation, biological process: CENP-A containing chromatin assembly. NCBI's taxonomy places the organism in Eukaryota, Metazoa, Chordata, Mammalia, Lagomorpha, Leporidae. The record is from RefSeq and is a predicted model, not a curated record. Gene Ontology annotation, cellular component: nucleus; chromosome, centromeric region.
GGGGGUGAGCGGCCGAGUGCUUGGACUUGGAGUUGGAAUAACGCAACUCUGGGUAGGGUAGAGGCUGCUAGGAGACAACCGUAGUAACGCGGGGCGGGACGUCCAGGGUACCAUGCGAGCUCGUGGAUGGACCGACUGCCAGGGCCACGGGAGUCGCGCGUCUUUCCGCUGCUUCCCCCCGGAGAGCUCCGGGAUGGUGCGUUCCGGGAGCGCGCGGGAGGCUUGAAAUGCCGGGCUGGGCGCGCCACCAUCCUAGUAGCGGGUUCGCAGUGGGCUGGGUUCGACUCUGAGUGGUGCUAUGGACGCCCAGCGCGCUGAACUCUGUGCUUUGGAGGCGGAGGUCGCAGUCCUGCGGCGGGCGUGCGACGAGCUGCCAGUUCCUUGGAGCGAGACGUCCAGAAUCCAAAAAUUAUUUCAAGAAAUACACCCUUCAGAUUCUGCAGGAGGGGAAUCUUCAGAAGAUCUGAGAAGUCGUGUUGGACGAUUAGAAUCGGAACUUGCAUUUCUAAAUACAGUAACUGGCAUCAGUAUAAGGAAUUACUCCAAGCAGACAGAGGACCUAACAAGCACUGAGGUGACAGAAAAGAAUAUAAAGAAAGUUGUACAGAAAUACAGACUAUCAGGAAAUUGCCACAUGGUUACAUUUCAACUUGAGUUUCAGAUUCUGGAAAUUCAGGAUAAUGAGAGUUUAUCUUCUGUUAUUACUGACCUCAACAUAAUAAUGGAGCCCACAGAAUAUCCAGAAUUAAGUGAAUUUAUAUGUAGAGCAGAAGAAAGAAGAGAUUUAUUCUUGUUUUUCCGAAGUCUGCAUUUUUUUGUGGAGUGGUAUGAAUAUCGUGAACGAACAUUUAAACAUUUCAAGGAGAAGUACCCAGACACCGUGCAGCUCCCAGAGGGCGCCUGCUCCCGCUGCAUGAGCAUCUGCAGUGCCAGCCGGCCAGGGUUUGAGUUAGUAAUUGUGUGGAGGAUUCAAAUAGAUGAAGAAGGAAAAGUCUCACCCAAGCUGGAUCUUCUCACCCAAGUCCCACAGAGAGCCCUUAAGCUGGACAAAAGCAGAGUCGUAGAGACGGCGCCCCUCAGCUUCAGGUCGCUGCUCAGGGUGCUGGGCAUAGAAGCUGCUCUGGAAAGCCUGAUCAGACUGCUCCGCGCAGAGAACCACUAACUCCUGACGGCGACCCGGCGGCAGCUUUAUUGGGGAGCCGGGAUGACAGAGGACUUAGGAGUUGGCGUUGGGGCCCUUCUUCUGGCCAAAGGUGGGCACCACGUUGACGAAGCACUGGAUGUACUGCAUCCGCCGCUUGGCGCGGCCCGUCGUCGUCUUCUCCUGCUUGGCCACCUUGGGAGUCUGACCUCUCACUUUGCCGGCGCGGGCCAGGGAGCCGUGGACUUUACCUCCGAGCAUGCGCCCGGCCACUUCCAGGGUGCUCAGGGCCUCCACACCGCACUGGCCCAGGGUGGCCUCAUCCUCCGGGGCGUCCCCGCUAGGAGCACCACUUGGUCCUCGGGGGCGAUGCCCUCCAGCGAGGCUACGUGAGCCUUGAUCUGGGUGACCGUCUCCCGGCCGGUCACCUCGAGGGUGUGGCGCUCCUGCGCACAAACAAACAGCUGCAUGUUGGCGGCUGAACUGCAGCCCCUACUUGCCACUAGCACAAAGAUGGAGUCGAGAAAAAGGAAGAAGCGAGGGCGCGCACGCACUCCCGGCCUGUGGUGUGCUGAUGGUGAUAAUUUUAAGAAAUAUAUCAACAGGCUGACGCCAUGGCUCUCUAGGCUAAUCCUCUGCCUACGGCGCCAGUACCCCAGGUUCUAGUCCCAGUUGGGGCACUGGUUCUGUCCCGGUUGCUCCUCUUCCAGUCCAGCUCUCUGCUGUGGCCCAGGAAGGCAGUGGAGGAUGGCCCCAGUGCUUGGGCCCUGCACCCACAUGGGAGACCAGGAAAAGCACCUGGCUCUUGGCUUCGGAUCGGCACAGCGCACUGGCCGUGGUGGCCAUUUAGGGGGGAACCAACAGAAGGAAAACCUUUCUCUCUGUCUCACUCUGCCUGUCUAAAAAAAAAAAAAAAAAAAAAAAAAAAAAAAGAAAUAUAGCAACAAUGGGGCUGGCAUUGUGCCAUAGUGGGUAGAAACACCAGCAGUGCCAGCAUCCCACAUGGGCAACGGAAAAUGGCCCAAGUGCUUUGGGCCCUGUGCCCACAUGGGAGACCCGAAAGAAGCUCUUGGCACCUGGCUUUGGAUCAGCCCAGCUCCAGCCAUUAUGGCCAUUUGGGGAGUGAAUCAUGAGUUGUAAGAUCUCUCUAUCUCCCUCUCUCUCUGUAACUCUGCCUUUCAAAUAAAUAAAUAUACUUUAGGAAAGAAAAAAAGAAAUACAGCAGUGAGUGACAGAAGAGCAACUAGCAUUCUCUGAACUGUGCUUCCUCCUGGGCUAUCACAGCUGGAGAAAGGGAAGACAGUUCCCUUGGAUGUAGCCUCCAAAGGCAGGAACUGGCUAGGCCAGCCUUCGGUGUAGGCUGAGGAGGCAGCUGAAGACUGGUCUGGAGAUGUGAAGUCUCUCCCACUGUCUUCCGAGAUAACCGUCAUCCCACAUCAGUCAUUCUCCUGAGUUAAAACGCAAAGAUGGCUGAAGGUGCACAAUGCUGCCCAGUCCACUAGCUGUCUCACUCUCACCAGCCAUGAAGACAGGGGGCAGGGAACAAGGCAGAGAGCACGGGGGAAAGAAAGAAAAAGGCUGAAGAGAACUGCCAGCCUGGUGGAUCGAAAGAAAAUAUCCAGAAUGAAACAUGGAAAGGAAAGCAAGUAGAAAAGAGAGGAAAAAAAAGAGAGAGAGAGAGAAAGAACAAGAACAGGACAGAGGAAAGGAUACGAGACACAGAAGUACAGGCAAUGGGUCAAACACACAUGGAACUGGAGUCCAGAAGAAGAGAGGAAAUGGACAGAAACAAAACUUGAAAGUGUCAAGGCCAAAAGCUUCCCUCAACUGAAGACAGACAUCAAGCCAAAGAUUCAAGAAAGCCUCCAAGCAAAUUAUUUAUAUACAUCAUCACCAGAAACUAAGACCAUGUCACCAGCAGACCCACACUAAAGCAAAGAUUAAACGUAUUCCUCAGACAAAAGCAAAGCCAUCACAUACGUAAGCUGAGAGAUACAGGGCAGUAUGAAGGGCAACGCGGGAGGUAAGUAUACAGGUGAACGAGUAAGGACCAUAUGCAAUAAUGAUAAUCACGGCAUAACAGAACCUGGGAUGAGCAGUUAUCCAGUGGUGGACACCCAGACCCUGUACCAGAGGCUAACUGUGCUCCCAGCUUCCACCUUCAGCCCAGGCCCAGCUGUUUUGGGCAUUUGGGCAGAUGGCAGCUAUUUGCGUCCCAAAAACACAAACAAAAACAAAACAAAAAUUAAUAAUGGAAUAUACAGCAAUAGAAGCAAUUAAGUCAGGGGUAGUAGUUAAUGUACUGUAAGAACUUCAAAUUGUCAAAUAGGAAUAGUACCAGGAUCUAAAAAUAGUACCGCAGUCUAAAAAGGCACCUGCUUAUUAGGGCAGCAAUAAUCAUUAGCUAGGAUAACCAACAAAAAGUCUGAGGCUCUGUGACUUCCAAGCUGACACCAUGGGAGACACAGAAUGAUAAAAAAUGACAAAAAAGACUUUGAGAGUAUAGGAGGAAAAAAAAGUAUAGAAUUAGAAGCCUAAAACAGGUGAGGAAAAUUUCAAAGUUUAAACCCAAGUAAAGUCUAAUAAAACAACAAAGGCAAAAUGACUGAAUGGAUAAAAGACCAAAUCCAACUGCAGGCCCCAAUUUAAGUAUAAAGACAUAGAAAGUUAAAAAUGAGAGAAGCCAGCAUUAUGGUGCAGCUGGUUAAGCUGCCAGCAUCCCACGAGUUCUGGUUCAAGUCCCAGCUGCUCCACUUCUGAUCCAGCUCCCUGCUAAUGUGCCUGGGAAAGCAGCAGAAUGUGGCUCAAGUGUUUGGGCCCCUGCACCCACUUGGGAGACCUGGGUGGAGUUCCAGGCUCCUGGCUAUUGCCUAGUCCAGCCUUGGCUGUUGUGGCCAUUUCAGGAGUGAACCAAUGGAUAAAAGAGAUAUUCUCUCUAACUCCUUCAAAUAAAUUUAAAUGAUUUUUUUUAAAAAAAAGACUAUUUAUUGGGGGUCAGCACUGUGGCAUAGCGGGUGAAGCCCCCACCAGAAGUGCUGGCAUCCCAAAUGGGCACCAGUUUGAGUCCCGGCUGUUCCACUUCCAAUCCGGCUCUCUGCUGUGGCCUGGGAAAGCAGUCGAAGUGGGCCCAAGUGCUUGGGCCCCUGCACCCUGUGGGAGACCCGGAAGAAGCUUUUGGCUUUGGAUUGGGGCAGCUCCGGCCAUUGCUGCCAUUUGGGAAGUGAACCAGCGGAUAGAAGACCUCUCACUCUCUCUCUCUCUCUGCCUCUCUGUAACUCUGCCUUUCAAAUAAAUAAAUAAAUAAAUCUUUAAAAAUGCACACACAAUGAUAGAAAAGGCAAAACAGAAAGGUUCAUGGAAGAAUUUAAUUAAAAGAAGUUUCAGUGCAAAAAAGUUAAAAUUCAGGGGGCUGGCACUGUGGCGUAGCAGGUAAAGCCACCGCCUGCAGUGUCAGCAUCCCAUAUGGGUGCCAGUUCGAGUCCCAGCUGCUCCUCUUCUGAUCCAGCUCUCUGCUAUGGCCUGGGAACGCAGUAGAAGAUGGCCCAAGUCCUUGGGCCUCUGCACCCAUGUGAGAGACCAAGAAGAAGCUCCUGGCUCCUGGCUUUGGAUCGGCACAGCUCCGGCCAUUGCAGCCAAUUGGGGAGUGAACCAGUGGAGGAAGACCUCUCUCUCUGUGUAACUCCAACUUUCAAGUAAAUAAAUCAAUUUUUUUUUUGAAGAUAAAAUUUAAAAUUCUUUCAUAUAACAUAUUUUAAUGAAAUUUUUGAAGGCCCUGGUAUGCAUGAGUUUCAAAAAUUUGUGCACCAAAAUAAAUUUACUUGUACUUUGUGUGAACUUUUUGAAGUACUUCCUAACAAGACAGGGAGAAGAACCCCAAAGAGGCAGAGAGAAGAGACAGAUCACUCCCUGAGGAGAGGCAAUGAGACGUGUCCCACAGCGGUACCCACAGGCAGAUGAUGCCUUACAAAUUCAAUUUAAGCAUAUCCUGGGGUCGGCACCAUGGCUCACUUGUUUAAUCCUCCACCUGCGGCACCAGCAUCCCACAUGGGCGCCAGUUCUAGUCCCGGUUGCUCCUCUUGCAGUCCAGCUCUCUGCUGUGGCCCGGGAGUGCAGAGGAGGAUGGCCCAAGUGCUUGGGCCUUGCACCCGCAUGGGAGACCAGGAGAAGCACCUGGCUCCUGGCUUCGGAUCAGCGCAGCGCGCCGGCCCUAGCAGCCAUUCAUUCCGUGAAACAACGGAAGGAAGGCCUUUCUCUUUGUCUCACUCUCUCUCUCACUGUCUAACUUUGUCAAAUAAAAAAAAAUUUAAGCAUAUCCUGAUGCAGAAAGGACUUAAUAAAAAACCUCACUAAAGUAUUUUCUUUUAAAGAUUUAUUUAUUUGGAAGGCAGAGUUACAGAGAAGCAGAGAGAGAGGUCUUCCAUCCACUGGUUCACUCCCCAAAUGGCCACAGCAGAUGAAACUGGGCCCAUCUGAAGCCAGGAGCUUCCUCUGGGUCUCCCACGCAGGUGCAAGGGCACAAGGACUUAGACCAUCUUCUGCUUUCCCAGGCCAUAGCAGAAAGCUGGAUCGGAAGUGGAGAAGGUGGGACUCGAACCAGGUCAUUUGGGAUGCUGGCACUGAAGGCAGCGGAUUUACCCGCUACGCCACUGCUCCUGCCCCAAAAUAACUCAUUUUCUAAGACUAACUACCAAAACUGACUAAGAAUAUGUAUAGACCUAUUUAAGAUAAAAAAAAAAAUUACACAUAAAGCAAAACCAAGAUGGCUUUACUACUGAGCUCUAUCAAAUAUUUAAAGAAAUAUGGGACUAGCGCUGUGGCGCAGUGGAUUAAUUCUCCACCUGAAGCGCCAGCAUCCCUCAUGGGUGCCGGUUUGAGUCCCAGCUGCUCCUCUUCCGAUCCAGCUCUCUGCUAUGGCCUGGGAAAGCAGUGGCAGAUGGCCCAAGUGCUCGGGCCCCUGCACCCACAUGCAAGACCCGAAGAAAGCUCCUGGCUCCUGGAUUUGGAUCAGCUCAGCUCUGGCUGUUGUAGCCAUUUGGGGAGUGAACCAACGGAAGGAAGACCUUUCUCUCUGUCUCUCUCUCACUGUCUGUAACUCUACCUGUCAAAGAAAUAAAAUCUUUAAAAAAAAAAAAAAACUCAGUUAUUUUCAAACUCUUCCAAAGUAGAAGCUAAAAACUGCCCAACUCACACAAUCUCAUAAACAAGGAUAUCACAAGAAAAUAAAACUACACACCAAUGUCUCCUAUGCAUACUGAUAUAAAAGUCCUCAAAAGCAGUUACCAUUGGGGAUGAAUCGGUGGAGGAGAUCUCUCUCCAGUCUAUUCGUCUGUCUCCUUCCUCUUUUCCCAUCCCUCUCUCCAUCUCCCUCCCUCCCAUCUCCGCCUCUUAAAUAAGGAAAACAUCUACACACACAUAUAUAGUUGAAUUAGCAAUAUUUUAAGAAGGAUCACGCAGAAUGACCCAGUGGGAUUAAAUGAAUUUAUGUAAUAUACUGCACUAACAGAAUAAAGGACAAAAACGACAUGAUACUCUCCACUAAUACAGAAAAGGCAUCAAGAAAAUUCAACACAUUCUUAUGACAAAAAAGUACUCGACAAAUCAGGAAGACAAGGGGGCUUCUUCACCUUGACAAAGGAUAUCUACAACCCUUCUCCCCCAAGUAAACAUUACACAUGUUGAUGAGACACUGGAUACCAGGGGGCCGGCACUGUGGCGCAGUGGGUUAAAGCCCCAGCCCGCAGUGCCGCAUCCCAUGUGGGUGCUGGUUUGAGUCUCAGCUGCUCUAUUUCCAAUCCAGCUCUCUGCUAUGACCUGGGAAAGCAGGAGGAGAUGGCCUAAGUCCGUGGACCCUUGCACCCACGUGGGACACCCUGAAGAAGAUCCUGGCUCCUGCCUUUGGAUCAGCUCAUCUCUGGCCAUGUGGUCAUGUGAGGAGUGAACCAGUGGAUAGAAGACUUUUAUCUCUCUCUGGCUCUACCUCUCUAACACUGACUUUCAAAUAAAUUUAAAAAAAAAAAAAAAAAAAUGGAUACUGGCCCCAUAGCACCAAGAACAAAGCAGGGGUGUCUGCUCUUACCACUUCUAUUCAGUUCUAGAAGUUCUAAGUCAGGGCAAUCACACAAGAAAAACAAUUUGAAUCAAUUAGAUCGAAGAAGUGGAAACCACCUCUAGUCACAGAGGGUCUUAUAUAGAGAGGAGCCUCAGGCAUUCAUAGCGACCUACUGCAACUAGUAAAUUAAGCAAAGCUGAAGUCUAAAGGUCAAUAAAAAGAUUUGGUAUUCUGAACACCUGCAAUAAACAAUCCAAAAACGGAAUGAAAAUAAUUCCACUUAAAACAGUAUCAAGAAGAGUAAACCAGGGGCCAGUGCUGUGCCUGUGGGUACCGCUUUGGGACACGUCUCAGUGCCUCUCCUCAGGGGGUGAUCUGUCUUUUCUCUCUGCCUCUUUGGGGUUCUUCUCCCUGUCUUGUUAGGAAGUACUUCAAAAAGUUCACACAAAGUACAAGUAAAUUUAUUUUGGUGCACAAAUUUUUGAAACUCAUGCAUACAGGGGCCUUCAAAAAUUUCAUUAAAAUAUGUUACAUGAAAGAAUUGUAAAUAAAUUUUAUCUUUUUUUUUUUUUUUAAUUUACUUGAAAGUCGGAGUUACACAGAAAAAGCCCUGGCAUCCCGUAUGGGCACUGAUUCGAGUCCCAGCUGCUCCACUUCCGAUCCAGCUCCCUGCUAACGUGUCUGGGAAAGCAGUGGAGGAAGGCUCAAGUGCUUGUGUCCCUGCACCCACAUAAGAGACCCUGAAGAAACUCCUGGCUCCUGGCUUCGGAUCCAGCCGUUUUGGCCAUUUGGGAAGUGAACUAGCGGAUGGAAGACCUCUCUCUAUCUCUCUUCAACUCUUUCAAAUAAAUAAAAUAAAUCUUAAAAAAAAAAAAAAAGUAGAGAUUGAAAGAAGG